AUCAAAUUUCUGCCUUAAACUUUUUUUUUUUAAUUUUUAUUCUCGUACUGCCUUUUGUUUUUUACCACUUUCCAAAGGCAGGUCAAAGCCCUUUUGUUUUGAACAAAGACGAAAUUGGACCUUAUCCGAAUCCAAUGACCCGAUGAAUCUCCUCGCCCGUAAUUCCUUCGUGGAUUUGACGUCCGUGCCCGCUCAGAUAUUCUGAUUGACGGAAAAAAGAUUAAAAAAAACAAUUGCGGCCGUUUGGUUGGCCUUUGAGAGUUGAGUUUGGCGGCGGCUUCUCCCUUGUCGACUCGCCACCGAAACUGAAACUCCAAGCAAAACACCGUCUUCCCCAAAAUGAUUGUCCCGAAACCCUAAUUCACAACCGUACUCUUCUUUUUUCACAUUUCAGAAUGAUUAAUGGUAGCGGUGACGAUGCAGCAGCCGCAGCCGAAGCCUCCUCUUCCUCCACCUCCUUCGUCCGCCUCUUCACUUAGAUCCCCUACAUCCACUCCCACCCAAUCCCCUCUCCCUUUUCCUCCACGUCAGCCCCUCGAUCAUGUCGCGGUUCCAAUCUCCGCCGCCCAUCCUUCCAGUGAGCCACUUGUAACGAUGGGGACCGCCCCACUUCCACUCGCCAGAGUCCGGCUAUCUGAUAUUUCUCCUUAUGAUGGAGCCCCUUCGGCUUCCUAUGUCAGGGCCGUGGAGGCUUUUUCGGGGUCUUUGAUGAGACAUAAUGCGGCGGUUAUUGAGUUUGAGAACCAUGACGCCGCAUUGAUGCGGUGCGGCCUGGAAGCUGCACGGUUGUACUUUAGGAAUAGGGUAAAUACUGUUGGAAAAGGAAGCCGUGGGGUUUAUAUGUAUAGGGCUGGAAGGGCUUUGGAAGAUUGGGACUCAUGUCCACCAUGCAUGGCUGAUAUUUUUAGGUGCAUGGGGAAGGCUGCUCGUGUUGCUUUAUGUGCAAUAGCUAGGCACCUUCGUUUGCGAAGCGAUGUGUUCAAUCAUUUACUUGAUGACACUCCGUUACCUGCUAAUGAGGUGUCUUCAUCGGUGCUUGUUGCAAACUACUCUCAUGUGUCUUUGCAAAAUGCAAAGGGGGCUAUUGGAGGAGGAAAGCCGGGAAUGAGUGGUGAAGUUGAGAAGGGGUUAUUGACAUUGAUUUCUUCUGAUGGUCCCGGUCUACAGGUUUGUGACCCCAAUGGCCGUUGGUACCUAGCAGAUGGUGGAUUGGCUCCUGGGGAUAUGUUGCUUAUUACUGGCAAGGCACUUAGCCAUGCCACCGCUGGUCUUCGUCCUGCUGCUUCAUAUAGAGCUGCUCCCGAGUACCUGUCGGGCAUUAAUAAUGGUGGCAGGACAUCACUUGCAUUUAGGCUUAUGCCACAGGGCAAUGCUGUAUUAGAUUGCUCUCCAGUUGCAGCUGCUGGUCAUGUAAUUCCACAAAGCUAUGUACCAAUAUCUGUUAGCCAGUUUAUGGAUGAACUCUCUGCCGAAGAAGAUGUAGUGUCCAAUCGUUCUGACAAUACUUGUGGACUUCUAAACAAUUUGAAUAAGGAGCCUUCAUUAAGAAGUGUUCUCUCAGAUCCCUUGUCUGGUGCAUUCCUUGAAGAUGCUAUGGUUGUUUCUUGUGGACAUUCAUUUGGUGGUCUCAUGCUAAAGAGGGUCCUUGAUAUGUCAAGAUGUACGCUUUGCAGUGCAGACAUUGACUCUAGGUCUUUGAUCCCUAAUAUUGCUCUAAGAGCUGCUGCUGCAGCUGUGAAAGAAGAGGAUAAUCGAAGGCUAUUCCAUAAUGCAGUUCUCCGUAAACGACGAAAGGAUAUGGGUGAACAAAUUGAUUCAUCAAGAAGAUCGAGCAGGGAAAAUGGAGAUGGUGGUGCUGAUGAUGGGUUGCAUAGGGGUGUGCAAUAUCCAUUUUCGGUGAAUGAGAAGGUGUUAAUUAAGGGAAACAGGAGGACAUCAGAAAAAUUUGUUGGGAAGGAAGCCAUUAUUACAUCCCAAUGUCUCAAUGGCUGGUAUUUGCUUAAGAUUAUUGGAACUGGUGAGAAUGUUCGACUGCAAUAUCGUUCUCUGUGUAAGAUCUUGAACCCUCAGCCCGUUGAAGAUAGAUGUUCUUCGCAACCGGUUCAGAACAGUAGCUCAUAGAUGUAAAUUUCUUUUACUCACGCCAUAAAUUUCCAUAGUGCAUACGUAGCGGAAUAGUGAACUUGUCCAGCUGCCUUAGAGAUAUAUGAUGUGCUUUUGUUUUUGUUUUUUUGGUACACUAUUGCAUUUGAAUGUUGUGUAUUUAUCCGGGAAAGUUAUUUGACUUCUGAUAUCAUGCAAGAAGAUCUGUAAAGAAAGAGGAACUAUGGAAGAAGUAUAACACGACCGUUGCUUGCAUGUAAUUAACAUGAUGAUGGAGACUAUUGCAUACACAUAUUUUUACGCUUAUUUUGGGAAUGGGUUGAUAUAUAUAAGGGUAAAUUAUAUAAACUAUCCUGUAGUUUGAUACGAAAGUGGCUCUUAAAGUUUAAAAGUUGAUCCUUUAACUACUUUGAGAUUUUUUUUAUUAUUCUUUUGCUCAAAAUCGUGACGUUUUUCAUUUUCUUUUAAAAACUUUUUUUGGCUUCUAUUUUCUCUCCCCAACAUUUUUGAAUUCUCUUUUAACUUAUUUCAACCCAGCUAAUACAAGAACAAAAUCCAGUUUAUGAUGAAGUGUACUGUUGCCCCCACCAAUCGUCGUUAAUUUCACCGUUUGUGCGUCACUUGUUUACUGUGCUGCUAGUCGAUUAUCUCCCUUUUUUUCUCUUUUCAUUUGUGUUUUAAAAACUCAAAAAAAAUUUAAAAAUUCAAAUUGAAAUUCACAAAAAAAAAAAAAAAAAAUCUUGUUGAUGAGUUGUUGCAACUGAUGUGUGAAUUUGUGAUAAUUUUGUGGGUUUACUAGGUGUGGGGUAUUUCAGGGUGGGUUUUUCUAGUGACUGCUGAGUUUAUUUUUGGAUUUUUUCAAGGUUAUUUGCUUUGUUGAUGGUUGUCUUUGAAAAUUGGUGUAGCAAUCGAAUGAAAAUUGAUUAUUUGUUUGAUACUUAAUUGAUUGCUCUUAAUUGCUUCUGUGUUCUUCGAUUGCUUCCUAAUGAAUUGCUUUUUGCAUGUCGUACUACUUCUGCAAUCGUGCUGGGAUUGCUUGAUUUGCUUACCGUUGGAUUACUUUGUUUAUUGCCGAAGUGCCUCCUUGUUGAACUAUACUAAUUUGUCGAACAACUGCUUUGUGCUGAAUGACUAACAUGCAGAAUAUCC
This is a messenger RNA of Durio zibethinus, 3252 nucleotides long. RefSeq lists its product as uncharacterized. The record is from RefSeq and is a predicted model, not a curated record. Lineage: Eukaryota; Viridiplantae; Streptophyta; Magnoliopsida; Malvales; Malvaceae.